GGUCCUGAUAAGCCCCGCCCCCAGGCCUUGUAUAUCCGGGGUSUCCGGUUCAUACAGACCCGGUGAAAACACCGGACCGCUAACCGAACMGUGUGGGUUCUGCUCAGACGGACCGCUGGUUGCUGACGUCACUGCGUAAACUGGACCGGGUUUAAGGUUCUGCUGUCUCCAGGAUGGACAUCCGACCCAAUCACACCAUUUACAUCAACAACAUCAACGAUAAGAUCAAGAAAGAAGAGCUGAAGCGGUCCCUGUACGCGCUCCUGUCUCAGUUCGGUCAGAUUCUGGACGUGGUGGCGAUGAAGACUCCCUCGAUGAGGGGGCAGGCCUUCGUCAUCUUCAAGGAGCUGACCGCCGCCACCAACGCCCUGCGCCAGCUGCAGGGCUUCCCCUUCUACAACAAGCCCAUGAGGAUCCAGUACGCCAAGACGGACUCAGAGCUCAUCUCCAAGAUGAAAGGAACGCACAGCGACAAGGAGAAGAAGAAGGAGAAGAAGAAGAAGGCUCAGGAGGCCGCUGCCGCCAGGAAACCAGCAGCUGGUUUGGCUCCUCCCUCUCAGACACCUGCAGCUCAGGUCCCGGACAAUCCUCCGAACCACAUUCUGUUCCUGACCAACCUCCCUGAGGAGACCAACGAGAUGAUGCUGUCCAUGCUGUUCAACCAGUUUCCGGGUUUCAAAGAGGUGCGUUUGGUUCCGGGGAAACACGACAUCUCCUUCGUGGAGUUUGAGAGUGAGACCCAGGCGGGCGUGGCCAAAGACGCUCUGCAGGGCUUCAGGAUCACAGCCACCUGCGCCAUGAAGAUCACCUACGCCAAGAAGUAGUCCCAACUGGACCCUGGGGGGGCGGGGCACAGACUCUGGGGGGUCGGGUCAGGUUCUGGKCUUUAGUUUUGUUGGUGUGAUGAAGUCCAGCAGGAAACUGUUUGGAUCUGAUUUGUUUUGUCAAAUAAAAGAAUAAAAGUUUCAGUUUGUUUCUA
Austrofundulus limnaeus is the source of this 979-nucleotide messenger RNA. RefSeq names its product small nuclear ribonucleoprotein polypeptide B2 (gene snrpb2). Gene Ontology annotation, molecular function: RNA binding. Bases 174 to 824 code for a protein of 216 amino acids. The transcript has 7 exons. NCBI's taxonomy places the organism in Eukaryota, Metazoa, Chordata, Actinopteri, Cyprinodontiformes, Rivulidae. The record is from RefSeq and is a predicted model, not a curated record.